AUGCCGCGGCUGGCGCUGGGCAAGAGCUGCCAUUCCACGCUGGCUGGGCGGGAGGCGGCGGCGAUGCUCGUGACUUCCCGCGAGGCCGAGUGUGGGAGCGGGGCGCGGACUGAAGGGUCGGCGCGGAUCCUGGAGGCGGGGUCGGGGGGUGCCCCGGGCGCCCUCGCGCUCAUGGGCCAGCGCCAGCGGUCCCUGCCCUCCAGCGCGCGCCAGCGCCGCCGCUCCAUCUCCUCCGUGACAGACGCAAGCGAGCCCGGGUCGCUGGCCGCAGAGCUGUCUUACCGGGAGGAAAGGAAGGCGCGGCCGCUGUACGCCUCGCCCGCGCUGCACGCCCAGGUGCUGGCCUUGGUGCUGCGCCUGCUGGUCUCGCCCGCGGGGCGGAUGGACCGCGGGGCGUCGGACCCCUUCCCCUGCGAGCGCGGCCUGCCCAACGCGCCGCACGUGCUGCGCCACCACCUGGCGCACCCGGGCAACGCGGGCGUGCUGGCGGACCUGGCGGCGCGCUGCGCGGGCAUGGGCCCGGCCACGCUGCGCCUGCUGCGCCUGGUCUCCGGCGCGGGCUUCCGCCCCGCCUGGUACGCGCGCCGCGCGCGCAUGAGCGGCGCGGCGGGGGCCUACGCCACCGUCCUGGAUGCAGCACGCGGCGUGCAGGACCGCUGCUCCUCCGUGGACGUGCACGCCGAGGUGGGGGUGAUGCAGGCACUGACGGACAGCCGCCGCGCCGCGCGCCUGCACGACUACGGCUUUGACCCGGGGGAGGAGGCCUACGUCCUGGUCCUCCAGGAAUACGCCUGCUCGCUCAGGCAGUGGCGGCUGGCACAGGCCGAGGGGGGGCCCAGGCAGGCAGGCACCUACCUCCGCAUCUUCCGGGAGAUUCUUCGUGCAGUGCAGGCAAGUCUGGGAGCGGGGCGCCUGUGCAUGGGAGAACUGGCCGAUCGAGGGAUCGCCCACUUUGAUCUGAAGUGCGACAACGUCCUGCUGCAGCCACGCGACCCGCCGUCCUCCCAAGGACCAAGGGGCACGCCUGGCAGCAUGCAAGACGCCCUACCCUUUGAGGUGGUCCUCGCCGACUUUGGGGAGAGCAUCCAGUUUGACAGCCGGGCCAAGGCUGGGGCGCCCAGCCUCGCUGCUGCAUCGGGCAACGCUGGCGCAGACCCCGGCCAGCAGCUCGGAGCCACGGCGGCGAUCACCAACCGCGUGCGGGGCACCGACGUCUUCAAGUCGCCGGAGAUGCUGCUGCUGGGCGGCGCCCACGACCGCAUGGACGGCGACCGGCGGCGGAGGAGGGGAGUGGGGCCCGCCUCAGACGUCUGGUCGCUGGGCUGCCUCCUGUUCGAGCUGGUCACCGGCCAGCACCUCGUCACCGACCCGGACUGGGCCACGCUCGUGGCGCGGGUCGCCGCCGGGCGCCUGCCCCUCUUCACCCCAGACCGUCUGAGGCUGAUCCAGGACUGCCCUGCCAUCCUGGACCUCAUCCGAUUCAUGCUGGUGAGGGAGGCACAGCUCCGGCCCACCCUCAGGGAUGUCUCCCUGCGGUGA
Messenger RNA from Auxenochlorella protothecoides, 1539 nucleotides. Its product is annotated as putative serine/threonine-protein kinase. Bases 1 to 1539 code for a protein of 512 amino acids. Gene Ontology annotation, molecular function: ATP binding; protein kinase activity. The record is from RefSeq and is a predicted model, not a curated record. The transcript has 7 exons. Lineage: Eukaryota; Viridiplantae; Chlorophyta; Trebouxiophyceae; Chlorellales; Chlorellaceae. Gene Ontology annotation, biological process: protein phosphorylation.